AUGGGUACACACAGGAACUGUAAUACCCUACACAGGUCAUAUUAUACACCAUUUCAGGCAGCAGAAGUGAGUAACAUAGCUUCGACAUCAAGUGUCGACAGUCGGCCGCGUACCCCGACAGCCGACCGUGUACCCCGACAGACGGCCACCUACCCUGACAGCCGACCGUGUACCCCGACCCCGACAGCCGACCGUGUAACCCGACAGCCGGCCACCUACCCAGACAGCCGACCGUGUACCCCGACAGACGGCCAUCUACCCAGACAGCCGACCGUGUACCCAAACCCCGACAGCCGACCGUGUACCCCGACAGCCGGCCACUUUCCCAGACAGCCGACCGUGUACCCCGACCCCGACAGCCGACCGUGUAACCCGACAGCCGGCCAUCUACCCAGACAGCCGACCGUGUACCCCAACAGACGGCCAUCUACCCAGACAGCCGACCGUGUACCCAAACCCCGACAGCCGACCGUGUACCCCGACAGCCGGCCACCUACCCAGACAGCCGACCGUGUACCCCGACCCCGACAGCCGACCGUGUACCCCGACAGACGGCCACCUACCCCGACAGCCGACCGUGUACCCAAACCCCGACAGCCGACCUUGUACCCCGACAGCCGGCCACCUACUCCAACAGUGGACCGUGUACCCCGACAGCCGACCAUGUACCCCGACAGAUGGCCACCUACCCCGACAGCCGACCGUGUAGCCCAGAUAGCGGUCGUGUACCCCGACAGAUGGCCACCUACCCCGACAGCCGACCAUGUACCCCAGAUAGCGGCCGUGUAUCCCCUUCUGUAUUCAGAGACACCUGUUGGAUGGUGGCCCAUUAUGCUACCACUGCAGUUUAAGAGUUGCACAAUACUGAAGAUAGCAUUGCACCUUACAGUACUAUUCUGUGAUGCUAGUGACCAAAUUAGGUGA
This is a messenger RNA of Ylistrum balloti, 924 nucleotides long. RefSeq lists its product as uncharacterized. The transcript has a single exon. The record is from RefSeq and is a predicted model, not a curated record. The coding region runs from base 1 to 924 and encodes 307 amino acids. NCBI's taxonomy places the organism in Eukaryota, Metazoa, Mollusca, Bivalvia, Pectinida, Pectinidae.